CAAGGGAUAGCAAUUUGCAAUUUUUGUCUCCUUCAUCCAACUUGCACCUAUCUUUUACAUUCAUCUGUCUAAAUUGUCCAUCUUACAAUUUCUUCUGUCUAAUUUGGGCAACAUCACCUUCUUUCUGCAUUUUUUUUACAGCUAACUGUUUAACACUUUCCACCUUUAACUUCUUUUUAUUCCUUUCUGUUGAUGUCUACUCUUUUUCAUCUUUAUUUUGUUUGUUUCCACCUUCGCCAUCAACUUGAUCAAUCAGUUUAACUUUCCCUUGCAACCAUUGAUCAACAAGGGUAGUCAGACACUUCAACAGUCAAUCGAAUCUUUAAACAGUGACAAUUAUCCUGGACUUUAACGUGUUUCCUCUGGACAAAGGCGAUAGCUUUCAAUUACGGACUCUAUUCAUCUCAAGUUGUGCCCAUUACCAACCAACUGUUCAAAGUAGUGUCUUUUUGUUGAACGAAAAAAUUAUAUCGAGAACAACGAGUCUGUGACAAAUUAACCAAUGUGUCGGAGUAAAUCACUGUUAAGUAACAAUUCUAAUCAUGGACCGGUGACUGCAAUUGAGAAAUCCCAAUCUGAUAAAUCUGAAAAGCUACGAGAAACCGUUGACACUGGUCUUUAUCUUUACAUCAAUAAAGAUGCCUAUGGAAUUGUUUGGAGAAAUGUUGCCAUCUUUUUGGCCCUGCAUUUGAUAACGAUCUAUUCAACCAUAGUUUUGUUCAGAGACCGAUCCUGGAAUACAUGGAUAUUUGCAUAUCUUUAUGGCUUCCAUGGUGGACUUGGAGUUACCGCUGGUGCUCAUAGACUUUGGUCUCAUCGAUCCUAUAAAGCUAGGCUUGGAUUGAGAAUAUUUCUGGCUUGUUGCUUCUCAAUUGCAGGUCAAGAUGAUUUAUUGACAUGGUGUCGAGAUCAUCGAGUUCACCAUAAAUAUUCUGAAACUGAUAGUGACCCUCAUAAUUCACGAAGAGGAUUUUUCUUUGCCCAUGUUGGCUGGUUGUUGACUCGUAAACAUCCCCAAGUAAUUGCCAAAGGAAAACAACUCGAUCUAUCUGAUUUAAUGGCUGAUCCAGUGGUUAGAUUCCAUAAAAGAUUCUAUCCACUUUGCUAUGUAAUCUUUAUUGUGAUUAUUCCAUGCCUGAUACCAAUCUAUUUUUGGAAUGAGAAACCUUUGAAUGCUUUUUUAAUUGCUGUCGUUUGGCGGUACGUACUUAGCCUUCAUUGUACCUGGUUUGUGAAUAGUGCUGCUCACAUGUGGGGUGAUCGUCCAUAUCGCCGGACAAUUGGUGCAAGAGAGAAUCCAUUCGUUUCCUUUGCUGCUUUCGGUGAAGGUUUUCACAAUUUUCAUCACACAUUUCCUUAUGAUUACUCGACCAGUGAACUUGGUUGGAAAUUAAAUCCAACCAAAGUAUUUAUCGAUCUGAUGGCAAUUUUGGGUUUAGCUUAUGACCUUAAAAAGGUCAAACCCGAGACGAUUCACCGAAGCAAGGAGAAUCAAAGUAACAACAAUAACACAAUGAUGUUUAACCAUCAAAGUAGAAAUACUUUUGAACACAAUAACCACUAUUGAAACCCAAACCAAAAACAAAUUGUCCUGAUUUCUAGUUAAAUUGAUUUGUUAAUCCUAAUAACCACCUAAACCUUAACCUCUUAAACCUUUUACUCUCUAUAAAUUUACACUUAUUAGAGUUUAUAAUUUAACAUUUAAACUACUUGUUGUCUUCUCCCCUCCUCCACUGAAUUCAACAAAUUGUUUCACGUCUUUAGACUUGAUAAAUUAAUGUAUACACGUACAAUUUGAAUUAAAAUUUUUACAUAAAAUAA
This is a messenger RNA of Tetranychus urticae (two-spotted spider mite), 1821 nucleotides long. Its product is annotated as stearoyl-CoA desaturase 5. The record is from RefSeq and is a predicted model, not a curated record. Gene Ontology annotation, molecular function: iron ion binding; stearoyl-CoA 9-desaturase activity. Gene Ontology annotation, cellular component: endoplasmic reticulum membrane. Gene Ontology annotation, biological process: unsaturated fatty acid biosynthetic process. NCBI's taxonomy places the organism in Eukaryota, Metazoa, Arthropoda, Arachnida, Trombidiformes, Tetranychidae.